AUGGAAUAUUUCGAACAGGCGGAACUCAUUCAAUAUUGUAUUCGGGGAUUCGAUUCGUAUGCGAGUGACGACGAAUGGCCACGUCUUGAGAAACGGGAUAUGAGAGAUUCCGUCGAAGCAGCGUCGAAAAAUUUGCAUUUGAAAUUACAAAUAGGCCGAAACAUAUUAUCUACAGACGUAAGCCUGGCGUUGAAGCGAUCAAAAUCUGAAGACGGAGCCGCUACAUAUACGACGAAGACGUCGAAUAAAGGUGCCUUCAACGAAAUCAAAGGGCCUAUGCAACGCUGCAAAAGCGUCGCAAGUAGAGUAGGCGAAGGUUCAUGGUCCCAAUCUAAGAGAUGGAUGAGCCAGGAGACUAAAGAGCGCAUGGCAUUUCACAAGACGAUGCAGAAUUUACACCAUAUUGGGGCUACUAACUCCCCGUUCAUACCCCAGACACCGCUUGAGCUGACAGCACUUCGCGCGGAAAUGGCGGAGAUAAGAAAGAGACGGUUAUCACGAAAAGUCGAAUGGCGAACGGCAACACUUGGUCGCCGAAAAGCCAUUGCUCAGGGCUUAGAUGAGCAAGACGCCAAGUUGGUACCAUUGCUUCAGGGCAAAAAGUUCCCAGACAAUCUCUCAACGGUUUUCGCAUCGCGAAAUUGCUUCAGCGAAUAUGUCUGUCAUGACGAUGCUCAAUCGGCAACAUGGCCCUCGUUGGCGGAGCUCAAAGAGGUGGGCGACAAACGGUCGGGCAGACAUGAACGAUAUCUCCCGCUCCCAAAGCUCAGCAUGACCGUCAAAGGCUAUGCGACAUGUCGACAAGCGUACAGCUGUUCCGCAAAUGACGCAAACCAAAGCGAGAUGGGAGCUGUGAAAGUUGACACACGGUUCAUGAACUCUGUAUCCCCUGCCAACCAGACCCUCUGCCCGCGGACGACAGAAAUGGAUUUAGAGGAGCUGCCCGCUUACCUACAGAAGGCGAUAGUAGAGAUGGAGAAAGAAUUGGAUGACUAG
This is a messenger RNA of Metarhizium album ARSEF 1941, 996 nucleotides long. RefSeq lists its product as uncharacterized. The transcript has a single exon. The record is from RefSeq and is a predicted model, not a curated record. Lineage: Eukaryota; Fungi; Ascomycota; Sordariomycetes; Hypocreales; Clavicipitaceae. Bases 1 to 996 code for a protein of 331 amino acids.